AUGAAAACAUACAGCAGAAAGAAAACAGACUCCCUGGAAGCCGACAGUGAAGAAGUAAUCAUAGAUUUAAAUGAAAUCUGUAGACUGUGUAUGAGUAAAGAGGAUGAGUUGAUUUCUAUGUAUCAAGAUGACGAUGCAGUGCCCCUUACACUUAAAAUUACGGCUUGUGUAGCUCUUGAGGUUUUUGAAGGAGAUGGACUUCCUGACAAAAUAUGUCGUCCUUGUAAAUACCAACUGGAAAAAUCAUAUGGUUUUCGAAAAAAGUGUGAAAGCUCUGACUUGAAGCUUAGAUUACACUUAAGAGAUCUACCAGAAGAUGAGUAUGAUAAAGAAGACAGCAACAGUAACAUGCAAGUUGAUGAUGAAGUUCAAAUAACUGAGGUCCAAGAAAUAGAACAAGCAGAAACUGAACCUAGCACAGAGCAAGAUUUAGUAGGAGUAACAAAAGUUGCUUAUAUUCAACAAGAUCAAGAAGUAGAACCAGAUCCUGAAAACAUUACUUUACCAAAAGAAACUGAUGAAGUAGAUAAAGAAGCAUGCACUUUAAGGGAUAAUGAUGGAAUGAAAAGUGAAGUAAAUAGUGAGGAAGAGGAAGUAGAAAAUAUAUACCAACUUGAUGAAGAUCAAUCAGGAUUGGAUGAAACAAAUAUCGAUGUGAUUACUGAUGCUGUGAAGGCUACUCUUGCAAAUCAAACAGGACUAAAUCUCAAUGGUCCAGUUCAAAUGAAGCUAAACCAAUCUGAAGGAAAAUCUACACAUGUUGAAGUUACAACAGAAGAUGGUUCUGUUAUUAUUAUGGAGUUAAUGACUGAAGAAGAUGCUGACUCAGUAAGACCAAAGCCGGAACCUGAAGUUAAUGCUGAUGGUGAAAUAAACAUUUUCCAAUGUCCAAGUUGUCCAAAAUCUUUUUCCAGAAGGAUACAACUCAAGAGGCAUGCCUCUGUACAUAUGCAACAAAGAGGUUUUAGUUGUGGCAUUUGCGAAAAGUGGUUUCCCACACGUUCUGCUUUAGUCCGUCAUGAACGCAUUCACACAGGUGAACGCCCAUUUCAAUGUGAAGUAUGUCAAAAGAGUUUUGCUCAAAAGGAAAUUCUAUACAGGCAUUUAAUGACUCACACUGGCCAAAAACCGUAUGUGUGUCCACAUUGCAAUAAGGGAUUUACCCAAAAAGAACCUCUACGAGUACAUAUGAGAAUGCAUUUGACGACAGGGCCUUCAGACAUACAAUUGCACUACUGUUCACUUUGCCCUAAAGUUUUUUGCCAUGCCUCUGGUCUCAGUAGACAUUUAGUCACCCAUACUGGGAAAAUUUUUAAGUGUAACGUUUGUGAUAAGUCAUUUACAGACAAGAGUUCAUUAAGGAGACAUUAUUUGCAAACAAACCAUCAGUAG
Molecule: messenger RNA, 1392 nt
Organism: Psylliodes chrysocephalus
Lineage: Eukaryota; Metazoa; Arthropoda; Insecta; Coleoptera; Chrysomelidae
Source: the annotation of a GenBank genome assembly